CUCCACCGCCGCCACCGCCAGCUGCACGCGCCGGCUCGCAGCCACCGCCGAAGCAGGGACGCGGGCAGCUAUGGCCGAAGCGGCGCCUGCCCCGGUGCCAGACCGGAACCAGCCAACAGGGGGUGAGGGCCCCUCACUUCCAUCCCUACCAGCCCCAUUGACCCCUGAGAAGAGCUCCUACCUCUAUUCUACCGAGAUCACCCUCUGGACCGUGGUGGCUGCUAUCCAGGCUCUGGAGAAGAAAGUAGACGGCUGCCUGGCCCGGCUGCAGAGCCUGGAGGGGCGAGGCAGUGCCGAGAAGAAACUGGCCAGUUGCGAGAAGACAGCGGCUGAGUUUGGGAACCAGCUGGAGGGCAAGUGGGCCAUGCUGGGAACACUGCUGCAGGAAUAUGGGCUGCUGCAGCGGCGCCUGGAAAACAUGGAGAACCUGCUGAAAAACAGAAACUUCUGGAUCCUGCGGCUGCCCCCCUGCAGCAAGGGGGAGACCCCUAAGGUGCCCAUGACCUUUGAUGAUGUGGCCGUGUACUUCUCUGAGCAGGAGUGGGGCAAACUGGACACUUGGCAGAAGGAGCUGUACAAGCACGUGAUGCGGGGCAACUACGAGACAUUGGUGUCCCUGGAUUACGCCAUCUCCAAGCCUGACAUCCUCGCCCGCAUAGAGAGGGGAGAGGAACCUUGUGCCCAAGGCCCAUUGGGCCCUGAGAAGGGAAGUGAGGAAGAUGCUGCGGGUCCCCAGCAUGAAGCAUGUCUCCCUUCGCCUCCAGAACCUGCCCCCAGUCCAAUUGACCCCACCCAGGAGCCCCCAGCAGGGGGAUCAACUCAGGAGCACUCAAAUACCAGUGCCCCGACUCUCAGACCAAACAUGGGUGAGCUGGUACCCUUGUGCUCCAUGAAGACAGAAAAGAACUCUACAGUGGAGGCGUUCUGCCAGCCUCUCGCACUGGUACCACAGAGCCAGAGGGCCCCCCAGGGUCCCAGGGCCUGUCAGGAGGCCCUAAGCAGCGGCACCUCCGAGGGAAGAAGGUGCGGCCCUGCAGGGAGGUGCCCCCGCAUCCAGCCCAGGCGCCGGCCGCAGGCAUUCGCCUGCCCUGACUGCGGCCAGAGCUUCCGGCUGAAGAUCAACCUUGUCAUCCACCAGCGUGCCCACGUGGAGGAGGCCCGAGGAGCCCAGGCCGGGCCCACUGCACUGGAGCCUGGAGAAGUAGCCGUGCCGGGCCCCAUCAUCCGCUGGCUCCCCGAGGGCCCCCGCACGGCAGCUCUCAACCAGGUGUACCACUGCAGCCAGUGCCAGCGCUUCUUCCAGCAGCGCAAGAGCCUGCUACUGCACCAGCGGACGCACACGGGCCCCGCGCAGACCAGCAAGGCCUGCCCCUUCUGCGGCAAGGCCUUUCGCAGGCGCUCCGACCUCUUCCGCCACCAGCGCAUCCACACGGGCGAGCGGCCCUACCAGUGCCCGCAGUGUGGCCGGGCCUUCAACCGCAGCCACCACCUGACCGUGCACCUGGAGACACAUGCGCGCGCCCACGGCGGCCUCCACUACCUGGACCACGACCAUUUGGACUAGGGCUGACGGAUGGGGG
Molecule: messenger RNA, 1580 nt
Organism: Suncus etruscus (white-toothed pygmy shrew)
Lineage: Eukaryota; Metazoa; Chordata; Mammalia; Eulipotyphla; Soricidae
Product: zinc finger protein 783-like
Biological process (GO): regulation of DNA-templated transcription
Source: RefSeq, a predicted model, not a curated record